Molecule: messenger RNA, 291 nt
Organism: Cylicocyclus nassatus
Lineage: Eukaryota; Metazoa; Nematoda; Chromadorea; Rhabditida; Strongylidae
Source: the annotation of a GenBank genome assembly
AUGCGAGAGCUAGCUUUGGUGCUACUGCUGUUACUCGUUCUGGAAGUGGCAGUCGAGGCGCUAACUAAAAAGGAAAGGCAAAUGAUGUGCAAAAAUAUGUACAAGGAACCCUUGGUUGCUAGGAAACAAUGCAGUAACGCUUGCCAAAUGUACAGGGGGUGCCUUUGGGGAUACUGCAAGUUAAAGGAUAAACGCAAGCGAUGUAAAUGUCGACAGUGUCCCAAGCUCAAGAAAGGAGAAACAUAUUCUAAGCACAAGAAGGAACAAAAGACUCACAAGAAGAAAGCUUAG